Molecule: messenger RNA, 1668 nt
Organism: Symbiodinium sp. CCMP2592
Lineage: Eukaryota; Dinophyceae; Suessiales; Symbiodiniaceae
Source: the annotation of a GenBank genome assembly
AUGGCCCUUGUGGAUGCGGGAUCGCACAAGCUCUUGUCCUUUCAGAAGGGCAGGCCAGUCUUGGCAGAAGAGGGUCUCAAGCUCCUCCGUUCCCUGGGCGGCGUGCACUGCGUGGCGGUCGUCGGGGAAGGCCGUUCGGGCAAGAGCUGUCUGGCAAACCUACUCCUUGAGGAGGAAAGCUUCCGUACGGCUGCGACCGCUGCGGCAGUGACUGAAGGGAUUGAUGUCGCCGUGAAGGGGACCACAGUUGUUAUGGACUGCGAAGGCAGCAGCAAUGCAAAGGCUCCAAGCCGACCAGAAGUUCUGGUGAUGGGAGGUGCACUGGCACGCACUUUGCUCUUCGUGGUUUCUGGAAUACUGAGAGAGGAUGCUCUGUCCAUGCUGGCGCGAACAGUGGCGGAGAUGCAGCUGUUGAGUUUGACAUCGCAGAAGAUGCAGCUGGUUGUUGUUGUGAACAUGUGUACGGUGGAGUCGGUGGAGUACACACCGGAGGCUUUCGAGGAAAUUCUGGUGCAAUCCUCGGCGGAUGAUGCUGGACAACAGUCACGGGAAGCGAUAGCUCGGGCCUUUCCAAAAGAGCAGAGGCACUUUCUGAGCAUCCCUUUCGACAAGUCCAAGAGUUCACAGGACUGGAAGCAGAGCGUAGAGGCCUUGAAGGAGAUCGUGGGAACGUCAGGGCAGCGCAUGGAAGGAUUCGCUGGGUCAAUCUUGGCUGAUCUCGCAGAGCAGUUGGUUGCAGAACUCGAGCGGAGUGGUCGGUGUGAGCUGCCCAGUCUGCAUCAUCAAGUGCUACAGCGACAUGUCGAAGGCCUUUCCGAAUUAGCCCUGCUGGAGCUCAAGACUCGGCUCGGCCCAUCUCCCGACAACUACGAUCCAGACUUUGCGGUGGAUAUUGCCCAGCCACUUGCGAGCUUCCAGGAGGCUUUGAUGAGGCUCAAGCUCCCCGGCGACCUCAUGGACAAAGCCGUUCAAAAAGCUCAUGAGAGCAUGUGGAGAAUUGCUGAGCAGCGAUCGGCGGAAAACAUGGCUUUGGGUGAUGAGACAAAGGAUUGGGAGCAGGUCCUGUGGCGAGGCUGCCGCUUGCUAGCCUCUCGGUAUGUGGGGGCCCGCAUUGUGGUCGAGCGCCAGAUCAACUUGGAUCCGUUUCUGAGAGACUCUCGAGCUUUGCGCGUGGACCCUCCGAUCGCAUUGUCGCAUUUCAACGAGACGCUGAACCCAGACUCGCAUGACUAUGCCAUCUUCUUGCGGAAUGGCCACGUGGUGGCGAAGCGUGUGCCUGCUCCUGCUCUGCCAAGCGGCGUGCCUGUGCCCAGGGGUAACUCUCGGCACCGGGCGGCCGUUUCCAUGAGCCUCCGCUCCGAUGCCUGGGUCGCAGUGGUGUCUCAGGAGCGGGGAGAAGUCUCGGUGGCAUGCGCUGGGGAGUUGUGGCCACCGGGCAGCCCCUUCCCAAGGGUGGAGGACGUGGAAGCAUAUGCUGCUCACAAGAGGAAGAGGGAAACGACACUGGGGGGGCUGCAGCUACUAUGGGAGAGCCGGAAGAUCCAUGUGGACUCAAAAGGCCGUGUCCACAGCUUAAAGGAUCCGCGGCUCGGUUGCUUUUUCUGCUUGAGUUCUCCAGAAGGCUACGUAGAACUCAACAUGUAUGAGGCCUUGAUGAAUGUUCCGUAA